CCUCCUCCUCUUGCUCCUUUCUGUCAUCUCUGUCUCCCUGCCGAAUUAUGCUUGGCUCACUGAUGCUAAAGCUCGGUGGCCUCUCUCCCGUCCUCCUGCUCUUGGUGAGCUGCAUCGCAUACCCGCUAAAACCAGCCAUGGCAGGGUGUGAGGCCAAGAGCUGUGGCCGCGUCACAAACAUUAGCCAUCCCUUCUGGCUCCGUGACCCACGGCAACCUCCCUGUGGUGGACUUUCUUCGUUUGAGCUCUCCUGCGAGGAUGGUCUUCCCAUUCUGGUAAGUUCUUACAACAGUUCCUACUACCUUCAGGACAUCUUCUACGGGAACAAAUCCUUUUGGGUUAGGAACAAAAAUUUCAACGAUGAAGGCUGCGCUAUUCCCAAUUACGACAUACGGGUGGACCUCCCCGGUUUCUUCAGAGUUAGCGCGGUGAACACAGAGCUCCGCUUCUUCUACAAUUGCUGGGCGCCGCCGACCAUUUAUACCACAAGAAUAGACUGUGCUCCUAACGCCACCUUUGCGCUUGUCGGUGGACGUUAUGGUGACAACUCGACGUCACCGCCGUCACCACCGAACCGAUGCAACACGUCGAGGGCACCGGUUUUGUUGCGAGACGGAGGAAGAGAAAGGAGUAGCACAGAAGACAUCAAGCGUCUCUUGAAGAAUGGAUUUCUGGUGGAGUGGGGAGAAAUCGAUGCUUGCUGGGAAUGCAGUCUUAGCAACGGACGGUGCAGUCAUGACGAUGCAUCGGCGUCAUUCGUGUGUAUCUGCCCGGACGGACGGCACAGUCCCAGGAAUUGCAGAUCUAAGAGCAACAGGCGGACUGUGACUGCAGGAGCAGCUUGCGUGGGCGUGGCAGGCUUGGUCGUGGUAAGCCUCCUCGGACUUCUCUUCUUCCGUCGCGAGAUGUGGAAACGGCUGAUCUCUUCAGUUCCGCUACAUCGGACCGCCUCUUCUGGGUCAACUUCCGAGCAAGAUCCAGAGUUCGGCGGUGAACGAUACGUCACCCAGGUCUUCAAGUACGAGGAGCUGCAGAAGGCCACGGGUGGCUUCAGUUCCUCCAAUCAACUUGGCGAUGGUGGCUUCGGCACCGUUUACAAAGGAAAUCUUCGUGAUGGUCGCACGGUGGCCAUCAAGCGACUGUACGAGCACAACUGCAGGCGAGUGGAGCAGUUCAUGACGGAGGUCCGCAUACUCUCCUCCCUCCGACACCCAAACCUCGUUACCUUGUACGGCUGCACCUCCCGUCGCAGCCGAGAGCUCCUCCUCGUGUACGAGUACGUGCCCAACGGCACUGUUGCAGACCACCUCCACGGUCCCCGUGCAGGCGAGGCAGGCCUCCCGUGGGCCACGAGGAUGAGCAUCGCGAUCGAGACGGCUGAUGCGCUCAGCUAUCUCCACGCCGUCACGCCCCAAAUCAUACACCGGGAUGUCAAGACCAACAACAUCUUGCUCGACAACAGCUUCCACGUCAAAGUCGCCGACUUCGGACUCUCCCGGCUCUUCCCCGUCAACGCCACCCACGUAUCUACCGCGCCACAGGGCACGCCCGGCUACGUCGACCCCGAGUACCAUCGGUGCUACCAGCUCACCGACAAGAGCGACGUCUACAGCUUCGGGGUGGUGUUGGUGGAGAUCAUAGCGUCGAAGCCGGCCGUCGACAUCAGCAGGCGGCGGCACGAGAUCAAUCUCGCUGACAUGGCCAUCGCCAAGAUCCAAAACGACGAGCUGGAUCAGCUGGUAGAUCCGAAUCUGUGGUGUCAGUCGAACUGCGAGAUGAUAAGACAGGUGGCCGAGGUAGCGUUCAGCUGCUUGCAAGCGGACGGCGACAUGCGGCCUACCAUGAAAGAGGUUGUGGAGGCACUGCGAGGGAUAGAGGACGCUAAGGGCGUGGAAGCUGAUGCCAUGGUGGAGGAAGACGACUACUUGCUGAAGGAACGGCCGGCAUAUCCAAUAAUAAUUCUCAGUCAAAGUAGGUCAACUACAUCAUUAUCCAAUAAUAAUUCUCAGUCAAAGUAGGCUCGAGAAUCAUCUUAUCAAGUAAAGAUCCGUCCGUGGCCUGUGCUAAACGUACUCCUCCUCGGCUGUACCUGCAAGCAGGAAAAGACAUUAAUAUCCUACAUAUCAUAAUAAUCGUGCCUUGAUUCCA
This is a messenger RNA of Musa acuminata AAA Group (dessert banana), 2148 nucleotides long. RefSeq names its product LEAF RUST 10 DISEASE-RESISTANCE LOCUS RECEPTOR-LIKE PROTEIN KINASE-like 1.2. Bases 48 to 2018 code for a protein of 656 amino acids. Gene Ontology annotation, molecular function: ATP binding; protein kinase activity; polysaccharide binding. Lineage: Eukaryota; Viridiplantae; Streptophyta; Magnoliopsida; Zingiberales; Musaceae. The transcript is spliced from 4 exons. Gene Ontology annotation, biological process: protein phosphorylation. The record is from RefSeq and is a predicted model, not a curated record.